UCAGGCACAGCGCUGGUUUGUUGACAAAGUGGAGGAAUGAGUGGAUGAGCUGAAGGCAGGCAAUGGCAGCAGCCGGGACAGGAGGACACCCACAGCAGCUCUGCAGCCACUCCUCGUGUAACACACGGAGCUCAGCAUCCCCUGCAGGAGCAGCCCGACCCGGACCUGUCCGCCCACAACUUCAUCCCCGAAUUACAGACAGGCAAUUCCCUAGAAGAGGUGCCAGAUACAGCACCAUGAAAAACAAAAGUCACAAAUGUCACAGCAGAUGGCUUACACCACAGAAUACCUCUACAAUGCUAUCACUGCUUUUUCUAAUAUUUCUGCCAAAAAUUGACUGCAUGAAACAGAAUAUUCCCCGGCUCAAGCUCUUAUACAAAGAAUUGCUUUUGUCAAACAGCUGUAUCCCGUUUCUGGAGUCAUCGUCUGAGAGCCUGGGUUUACAGACCCUGCUUCUUGAUGAAGAGAGGAGCCGACUGUUCCUUGGAGCCAAAGAUUACAUCUAUAUGCUCAAUCUGGUUGAUGUAAACAAAAAUAUAAGAGAGAUUCAUUGGCCGGCAACUCAAGACAGAGAAGACUUUUGUAAACUCGCUGGGAAGGAUGAACAUGAGGAAUGUGCAAAUUUCAUUAAAGUCCUUCAUCACUACAACAAAACCCAUAUAUAUACUUGUGGAACUGGAGCCUUCCAUCCACUGUGUGGAUUUAUUGAACUUGGAGGCAACAAAGAGGAAAUAGUAUUCAAGCUUGACACACAAAACCUGGAGUCGGGAAGGUUGAAAUGCCCCUUUGAUCCUCAUCCACCUUUUGCUUCUAUAAUGACAGAUAAGUAUCUCUUUGCUGGGACGGCUUCAGAUUUCCUUGGCAAGGAAACAACAUUUACUCGUUCGCUUGGCCCUCCCAAUGAACAUCAUUUCAUCAGAACAGAUAUCUCUGAUCAUUACUGGCUUAAUGGUGCAAAAUUUUUUGGUGCUUAUUCCAUACCAGACACAUAUAAUCCAGAUGAUGACAAGAUUUACUUUUUCUUCCGGGAAGCAUCCCCAGAAGGCAGCGCCUCUGAGAAAACAAUAUUCUCUCGUGUUGGGAGAGUCUGUAAGAAUGAUAUUGGUGGCCAGCGCAGUUUAAUAAAUAAAUGGACUACGUUUCUGAAAGCACGUUUGGUGUGCUCCAUACCUGGUCCAGAUGGAGGGGACACAUACUUUGAUGAACUGCAGGAUGUAUUUUUGCUUCCAACCAAGGAUGAACGGAAUCCAGUUGUGUAUGGAAUCUUCACUACCACAAGCUCUAUAUUUAAAGCAUCUGCUGUAUGUGUCUAUAGCAUGGCAGAUAUAAGAGGAGUGUUCAAUGGUCCUUAUGCUCAUAAAGAAAGUCCAGAUCAUAAGUGGGUCCAGUAUGAUGGAAGAAUCCCUUAUCCAAGACCUGGAACAUGUCCAAGCAACACCUAUGACCCACUGAUAAAAUCUACCAAAGAUUUCCCAGAUGAUGUUAUUAGCUUUGUAAAGAAUCAUCCUCUGAUGUACAAGUCAGUGUACCCUCUUCAUGGUAAACCUGUUUUCACCCGACUAAAUGUGGACUACAAGCUAACUCAGAUUGCUGUCGACCACGUGAUAGCAGAAGAUGGCCAGUAUGAUGUUAUGUUUCUUGGGACAGAUGUUGGAACUGUUCUCAAAGUAAUCAGUGUUGCAAAAGGUAUCUGGAAUAUGGAAGAGGUUCUGCUGGAGGAGCUGCAGAUAUUUAAGAAACCAUCACCAAUAACUAACAUAGAACUAUCCAUCAAACAGCACCAGCUUUACAUUACAUCCCAUGAUGGUCUAGUUCAGCUGUCACCACAUAGAUGUGAUACAUAUGGAAAAGCUUGUACAGACUGCUGUCUUGCUAGAGACCCAUACUGUGCCUGGGAUGGAAAGGCUUGUUCAAGAUACAUACCUACGUUAAAAAGGCGUUCAAGAAGACAAGAUGUGAAAAAUGGGGAUCCCCUUACACAGUGCUGGGAUGUGGAUGAGAAGACUGUAAAUGAAGCUCCUGAGGAAAAAGUUAUAUUUGGUGUUGAGUUGAAUUCAACUUUCCUUGAAUGUGUUCCCAAGUCACAGCAAGCAUCUAUUAGAUGGUUUAUUCAGCACACAGGGGAGGAACGCCAGGAAGAGAUAACAUCUGACGAAAGAGUCAUUAAAACAGAAUAUGGGCUUUUGAUCCGCAGUCUACAGAAGAAGGACUCUGGAACAUAUUAUUGUAAAGCACAAGAACAUACAUUCAUUCACACCCUGGUUAAGCUCAAUGUAAAAGUGAUAGAAAAUGAGCAGAUGGAACAAACCCAGAAGAUGGAAGAGGAUGAGGCUAGAGGCCGAGAGUUAAUAACAGAGUCACGACUGAGGUACAAGGAUUAUUUGCAACUUCUAAGCAGCCCUACCUUCAGCAUGGAUGAGUACUGCGAGCAGAUGUGGCACAAGGAGAAGAAAAGACAACGCAAUAAAGGUGGAGCAAAGUGGAAACAUGUCCAAGAGAUCAAAAAGAGCAGGAACAGGAGACACCAUGAACAAAGGGAGAAGCAGGCUAGAAUUUUAUCUGCAUAGACUGAGCUGGGUGUACUGUGGACAAUUUCAUAUUAUUUCGUUGUGUACAUUUCUUGUAUUAAUAUUCCUUUUUCCAAUGGGAAGUACCAAUGCAUACAAGACAAUGUAGUACGAAGAAUAUUCUAGAAAAGUGAAGCACUUCACGUUUUGUAUUACAGCUUUCAAAGAAUAGACUGGGUUAAGGGGUUAUAGACUUCUUUGUGUAGUGUUGUUUGUAUGUAGCCUCAUUUUCUGGGUUAAGUUAAUGACUGGUCGUUCAGGCUUUUAUUUAUUAAACUAUGUUAUUAAGGUGCCUCAUUCUCUCCCUUUUUGUAAGUUAUAAGUUAAUAUUGGGAUGUUUAAAACAACUGUUUACUUGUUAAUGUUUAGUUUUUAUUCUACUAUUGAAUAUGGUAUUUUUAAGACAACCUGAUUAUGAGACUUUUGUGUUACAGUUGUAUGUUGAUAGUAAUGGUUCAAAAAGUGUACAAAAAAUGCAAAGCAAGGGACACACUGUGACUUAGUAUUCCACUAAUGAUUUAAAGGGGUUGGGCAUCUUUUGGGAGGUUUUUGCAAACUCCCCUCCUUGCCAGACCUGCAAAAGUGAAGUAUACAUACCUGCUCCUGGUGCUGGGUCCUGGCUACAUUACUCCCUGUCCUUGGCUGUCUUGCUCAAAUCUCUCACUGUCAACAUCUCCUUUGCUGCCACUGAAGCCAAUCACUGGCUGCAGAGGUGACCUCUCCCCUUCUGUCAUGUGACCAACUGAGUUGACGCAAGGAGAGCAGGUCACACCUGAGGCAAGUGAUUAGCUGCAGCUGCGUCAAAGUGAAUUUGGAUAGCAGGGGAUCUAAACGAGGCAGCAGAGGACAUUGAUCUGGGUAUGUAUUCUUCCCUAUUGCAUCUCUGGCCAGGAAGGUGGUUUGUCCAAAAAAAAAAAAAAGGUGGCCAGCCUCUUUAACACUAGCGUUUGGUAAUUCCAUGAUCUUUUGCUUUGACAUUCUGUUUUACAGAUAGUAGACGUGAAAGUUUACAGACUCCAUUGAGCUCUUUUAUGUCAGGAAAAUGCGCACAAUCCAAUAAAGAUACUUGUUGAAAUA
Messenger RNA from Bufo bufo (common toad), 3644 nucleotides. RefSeq names its product semaphorin 3D (gene SEMA3D). The coding region runs from base 63 to 2567 and encodes 834 amino acids. The transcript has 18 exons. Gene Ontology annotation, molecular function: semaphorin receptor binding; chemorepellent activity. The record is from RefSeq and is a predicted model, not a curated record. NCBI's taxonomy places the organism in Eukaryota, Metazoa, Chordata, Amphibia, Anura, Bufonidae. Gene Ontology annotation, biological process: positive regulation of cell migration; neural crest cell migration; negative regulation of axon extension involved in axon guidance.